AUGCACAAGCUACGGGUGACCUUCUGGUCAGUUUACUACUACGAGCGGAUCUGUGCCUUCUUUACUGGUCGCCCGUCGGGCUUUCUGGAUACCCAUAUCGAUGUGUCCCUGCCAGAAGACAUUUCCAUCAGCGGCUGUAGUACGCUUCUCGAAGCAUCCUUAGGUGUCUCAGCCGGUCCGACGACCGAAUGCGCAUUCCUGAGGGCGAUGGUAGGGAUCGGACAGCUGGUUGAGAAGGUAUCCAGCGGUAUCUUUUCCCUAGCCAAUCUCCAGGGGCUUUACGAUCACCGAAAGGUGGACACUGUUAUCCUGGAGUGUGAUGCCUCCCUACAGGAGAUCCAGCGGAUUCUACCCCCGUACUUGCACUUUUUCGCCCAUGAUCGCCCCCGGAGCGAGACGUGGAGGGAAAUCCAAUGCGCACACUUGGGUCUCGCAUUUCAUCUGAUCAAAAUGAUGAUCCGUAGACCGGCCCUGGUGUACUCCACGGUUUCUCAGACGCAGAAUCAGAGCCCCGCGGAUUCCCAGAAAUUGGAGAACCUGCAGCCCUCGAUCGACCUAUCGAUACAAUCCGCGAAAGAGAUUAUUGACAUUGCACACAGCGCUAUCAUGGAGAGGGCGACGUGUAUUCGCAACGAUGCAUCUGUGGCAAAUUAUAUCAUGUCGGCGUGUGUGACGCUUCUCUACCAUGUCCUAGAUCCGAUCACCAUCGAGCACGCGAGGAAUAUUUUCACUUCCGUGGAACGCGGGAUUCAAUGUCUUGAUCAGAUGGAGCAUCACGGGCCUAUUGCUGGGAAGGCACUGAGCAUGGAGAUCAUGAAAUGUGCCAAAGACGCGCUUUUCCUUUCCGCAAUCGAGAACAGCCAGGAGGAAGAUUUGGCCGGUGAUUUCCCCUGGUUGAAUGAUAUUUAUCUCCCCGCAAAGGCAGGAGAGAUCCUGGAUCCGAUAGACGAACCGAUCCCUCAUGGUUAUGUCCCCGAGAUUACUGAGCCACCAGAGCAGCCGCUACCCGACGGCGAUGACAUUCUCUCGGCUCACAUCUCGGGCAUUGAUUACAUGUCCUAUUGGUUGAAUGGGAAUCCGACCGUUCCAGGCAUGUCCAAUUAUCUGCGCUCGGAACCAAGUCCGGGUUUCUUUGGGGAUUCCGGAUGUGGACCAAUCGGACCGCAGCUUUGCAUCCGAACGAGCUCGGAACCAACUGAGACUCUUUCUGGCCAGCACAACUGGCAGCUUGUGGAGAAAGCAGGUACCGCGAGCGAGACCCUGACGCAAUCUCCGAUCUAUCGUAGGGAUGGCCGUGCUCUGGGGGUUGUUUUCGAGGACAUCAACGUCCUUGGAGUCGCCGCCGGGGUCGAUCGCAUCACGACCCUCCCGGCUAUUAUCAGCACAAUCCUGCAAUGGCCAGUCAAAGCCAUUCGUCAAGUCACCGGCAAGCAGACCACACCAACCACCAAGAUCCUCCACAAUGUUAGCGGUGUUAUAUUUCCAGGAGAGUCUAUGUUGGUUCUUGGGCGACCGGGAGCCGGCUGCACAACCCUCUUGAAGACGCUCGCCAACAGCCAUGGGUCAUUCCUCGAAGUACAAGGACAACUGGGCUAUGCUGGUCUCUCGAGUGGGGAAAUGGCAGGACAGUAUCGAUCGGAGACGGUCUACUCUAGCGAGGAAGACUUCCAUUUCCCCACCCUAUCUGUUCAGAACACCAUGGGUUUCGCCCUUCAGCUGCGCAAGCCUGCCAACGAGGCCCGAACUGACUCAGAGUUCGCUCGGGAAAUGACUAAGGCAUCGCUCAAGUCUGUCGGACUGUCACAUACGGCCAAAACAAUUGUCGGAGAUUCGUUUGUUCGCGGUGUGUCGGGAGGAGAGCGCAAGCGCGUGACCUUGAUCGAAGCGCUGUCCGUGAAUCCGAUGAUGGCGUCGUGGGAUAACCCUACUCGUGGCCUUGAUAGCUCCUCUGCCACAGAAUUUGUACAGCUGAUCUCCUCACUGGCCAAGGAGAUGGGAAUGAGUAACGCAGUGACCAUGUAUCAAGUAUCCGAGACCAUCUAUGGCUGUUUUGACAGGGUCACAGUGCUCUACAGUGGGCGGAUGAUUUUCUGCGGCAAGGCUGCCCAGGCAAGAGAGUAUUUCCUUCGACUGGGCUUCGAGUGUCGCGAUCGCCAGACAACCCCUGACUUCUUAACCGCGGUCACUUCCCCAGCUGAGCGUCUCAUCCGUAAGGAUGCCGUUGGAGCUGUUCCUACUGACCCUGAUGGUCUGACACAAGCGUUUCGAGAGAGCGAAGAGAACCGACUGCUUCAGGAGGAUAUACAAAGAUAUCGAACCGAAGUGGGUACUGAUGCCCAGCUGAUGCAGAGAUUUCGAGAGAAUGUACACCAGAUCCGCUCGCGCUGGAUCCCCAGACAAGCAAUCGCGCCCAGUACUCUCUUCAAGCAAAUUCGGAUCGCGAUCUGUCGAUACUACCAGCUACUCUGGGGAGACAAACGAACCUUUUUGACACUGAUUAUCUUCAUUAUUCUGAACGCGGUGCUCAAUGGACCGGCUUACUACAUGGCCCCUAAGAAUGAAAUCUCAACGGUCAAGUCCCGCAACAUCCUUCCGAAGCAAGUUAAGUAUGGAUUCAUCCACCCGAGCGCGUUCGUUAUCGCACAGACCAUUGCAGAUAUCCCAAUCGCCUUCGUCCAGUGUCUUCUCUUUUCUUGCUUCUAUUACUUCACCAUCGAUCUUCAACGCACUGCUUCCGCCUUCUGGAUCUUUGUUUUGAUCGUUUUCACUCAUUACGCCACAAUUCAAAGUCUGUUCCGGAUGCUAGGAGCCUGGGUCCCAAACAUCUCCCUGACCCUGAUGAUGGCUGGCAGCGCAUGCCCUGUCGGCCUGCUGUAUUCCGGCUUUGGUCCGCCACGGCCCACCCAGCACCGGUGGGGUUCCUGGCUGCGUCGAGCGUCGCCGUCACCAUAUGCUUUCGAGGCGCUGAUGGGGAAUGAGUUUGCUGGCAUCACUCUGACCUGUUCGGAUAGCGAGAUGGUCCCCUCGGGGUCGCUUUAUACCCAGCUUGAAUAUCAAACGUGUAGCAUCACCGGCAGUCAGAAAGGCCAUCAGUCAGUGCCGGGCUCUGUCUACCUGGCGGAUCAUUUAGGCUACACACGCAGUCACCUGUGGCGCAACUUUGGGAUUAUCUUGGUAUUCUGGUUUCUCUAUACAGUCCUGGGAAGCAUCGGACUCACCCUUAUGACUCGUGAAACGGGAGGUUCUCACAGUCGCAGUUUCAAGCGCUCAAAGGGUCGUGAUGAAGAAAGCAAGCCCAAAACUGCCUUGGCCUCCUCGGCGUCAUUAUCCUCAACGCGUACUGCGUCCGCAGCUUCAGAGCAGGGGUCCACUGAGACCAACACCACCGGCGGAGCGGGGACAUUUACCUUUGAGGAUAUCAGCUAUUCCGUUCCGGUGGACGGACAAGAGAAGCAGUUGCUGCGCAGCGUCAGCGGGUAUGCUCGGCCACGACAGCUGACAGCUCUUAUGGGCGCCUCGGGCGCCGGAAAGACCACGCUGCUGGACACGCUCGCCCAGCGCAAGAGCACCGGAAGAAUCGAUGGAACUCUUCGUUUAGGUGGAGAACCCCUCGACCAGGCCUUUGCGCGCUCCUGUGGCUUCGUGAUGCAACAAGACGUGCACGAGCCCAAUGCCACCGUCCGGGAAGCAUUGGAGUUUUCGGCACGCCUGCGCCAACCCGCUCAUACCCCGGACGAGGAGAAAUUGGCAUACGUGGACUAUAUCAUCCACCUGCUGGAUCUCGAGGACAUCGCGGAAGCCCUAAUUGGCCAGCCGGGAGAUGGACAGCUCAAUUUCGAGGAGCGCAAGCGGGUGACCAUCGGAGUCGAGCUGGCAGCACGGCCCAGUGCACUUUUGUUCCUGGAUGAGCCUACGUCCGGCCUGGACAGUCAAGCUGCGUUUGCGUUGGUCGAGUUCCUUCGCCGGAUCGCCGCGGAGGGAAUUCCCGUGGUCUGCACUAUUCAUCAGCCUUCUGGAGUACUCUUCGAGAUGUUUGGCCAUGUCUUGCUUCUCGCUCCCGGGGGCCAGACGGUGUACUUUGGGGAAACGGGCGAGAAGUCGUCCCAGGUGGUCAAUUAUUUCGGCCAGUACGGCGCCGUCAUCGACAGUCAGGCCAAUCCGGCCGAAUUUAUUCUUUCCACCAUGACCUCCAGAGAGACAGGGUCUAAGGACUGGCCUGCCAUCUGGCGCGAGUCCGCUGAACGGAAAAGCUUGGACGCGACCAUCCAGCAGCUCAAUGCUCGCACCACGACGCCGACAGCGGCUAGGGGAGUCUCCAACACAGAGGGCCAGUACGCCCUUCCCCUCAGGGCCCAGAUCCUGGCCGUCACCCGACGCCACUGGCUCUCUGUCUGGCGCGAUGGAAUGUACAACUUUGGUAAAGUAGCCAAGUCACUCUUCGUGGGGAUCUUCAUCGCUUUCAGUUUCUUCCAUGCUGGGUCAUCGGAACAGGGCAUCCAGAACCACAUGAUCGCCGUCCUACUGUUUGCAUGGAUCAUCCCAACCACCUGUGCCGACCUGCAGGAUAUGUGGUUCCGCAAGUGGGCCAUCUUUAGCGCGCGAGAGAAGAACGGCAUCUACGACUGGAAGGCUCUGCUAACGGCUCUGGUGGCCGUUGAACUCCCCUGGCAACUCGGAACAUAUACACUGGUCUUCUUGGUCUCCUACUGGACCGUCGGCUUUCCCAACGUCACUGCCAUCUCGGGCUUCAACUACUUCAUGUGGCUGCUCCUUGCCAUCUUCGGGACUGGGUACUCUCAGCUUCUCGCAGCCCUAUUUCCCAACGAUACAAUGGGCGGCUACGCCAACUCGCUCUUCUGGGUUCUUCUCAUGAUCGGCUCUGGGGUUCUAACCCCACAUGCCUAUAUGAAUGACUUCUACCGCCCUUGGCUGUUCUGGGCCGACCCGAUGCGGUACUUCUUCGGGGCUACUGUCGGGACCGUUCUGCAUGACGUCCCCGUCGUCUGUCGCCCCAGUGAACUCGUCUCGUUUGACCCACCCCCGGGCCAGACAUGCGGCCAGUAUGCUAUGGCCUUCUUGGAGAGCAGUUUUGGCUACGUGGUGAAUGGCAAUGCGACAGCCAAUUGUGAAUACUGUGCGUACUCCGUCGGGGAUGAGUAUCUAGACACACUGGAUUUCUCUUAUGGUCAGCGGUGGUGGAAUUGGGCUGUUUUCUUGGGAUUCUGUUGCACUAAUGUAAUGUUGUUGUUUGGCAUCAUGUGGUUCACUAAGGGGAGGGGACAACGGCGUGUUUGA
Messenger RNA from Aspergillus sclerotioniger CBS 115572, 5295 nucleotides. RefSeq lists its product as uncharacterized. The record is from RefSeq and is a predicted model, not a curated record. Bases 1 to 5295 code for a protein of 1764 amino acids. The transcript has 5 exons. Gene Ontology annotation, molecular function: ATP hydrolysis activity; ATP binding; ABC-type transporter activity. Gene Ontology annotation, cellular component: membrane. Gene Ontology annotation, biological process: transmembrane transport. Lineage: Eukaryota; Fungi; Ascomycota; Eurotiomycetes; Eurotiales; Aspergillaceae.